Molecule: messenger RNA, 859 nt
Organism: Stomoxys calcitrans (stable fly)
Lineage: Eukaryota; Metazoa; Arthropoda; Insecta; Diptera; Muscidae
Gene: Prx6a
Product: peroxiredoxin-6
Exons: 6
Coding region: 130-783 (217 amino acids)
Biological process (GO): cellular oxidant detoxification; cell redox homeostasis
Cellular component (GO): cytosol; mitochondrion
Molecular function (GO): peroxiredoxin activity
Source: RefSeq, a predicted model, not a curated record
UCGCCAUGGAUUCGAAUAUUUGAUUUUUUAAUCCACUAAAAAUCGACUUCGUCUUUUUACACAAGUACAAAUCUUUUCCUUUUUUAGAUUCCUAGAUCAGAUCAAAGUCGGCGCAUAUUUAAGAUAAAGAUGAAUAUUGGCGACGUUUUUCCAAAUUUCCAAGCUGAAACAAGCCAAGGAAAUAUAGAUUUUUACGAAUGGAUGGAUGAUUCGUGGGCCAUACUAUUUUCUCAUCCUGCAGAUUAUACACCCGUCUGCACAACGGAAUUGGCACGUGUUGCUCAACUUUUGCCUGAAUUUAAAAAGCGAAAUGUAAAGCCAAUUGCUCUAUCAAUUGACACCGUGAACUCGCACAAGGGAUGGAUUGAGGAUAUCAAAUCGUACGGAAAACUUUCAUCGUUCGAUUAUCCCAUUAUUGCCGACGACAAACGUAUAUUGGCUUUAAAAUUCAAUAUGCUGGAUAAAGACGAACUAAAUGCCGAAGGCAUACCUCUGACAUGUCGAGCUGUGUUUGUAGUGGACAAUAGCAAGAAAUUGCGUCUAUCCAUUUUAUAUCCUGCGACAACUGGAAGAAAUUUCGAUGAAAUUUUAAGAGUGAUUGAUUCAAUGCAACUAACAUCAACAAAAUCCGUAGCUACGCCGGCCGAUUGGAAGCAAGGUGGAACUUGUAUGAUUUUACCUACAAUAUCGGAACAGGCUUGUAUUGACAAGUUCCCCAAUGGUUAUACAACAAUCGACGUUCCCUCGGGCAAGAAGUAUCUGCGUGAGACUCCGCAACCAUGAAAGUACACAUUCCUCUUUAUGUAAUUGAUUUACAUUUGUAUAUUUGUCAUAAAAAAGUAAAGUAAAAAAAAACAUA